Molecule: messenger RNA, 4647 nt
Organism: Manis javanica (Malayan pangolin)
Lineage: Eukaryota; Metazoa; Chordata; Mammalia; Pholidota; Manidae
Gene: CNR2
Product: cannabinoid receptor 2
Biological process (GO): G protein-coupled receptor signaling pathway
Cellular component (GO): membrane
Molecular function (GO): cannabinoid receptor activity
Source: RefSeq, a predicted model, not a curated record
GUGACAGGGACGGAAGGCCAGGCCUCCCCACACUCACUCAUCUGUGAGAAAGAGCAAAAGUAAGAGAAAAAGGGUUAGAGGCAGCAGCUCAGCAGGGCAUCUGGCUGGGACCCAGGGCCAGGUCUUAGUCACACAGCCGCUGAGGCUCCUACCACCCAGCAGGUCAGAUUACUUGCCGCAGGAAAAUAGCAAAGGCUUCUGGGAAAGCCCAGCAGAAGCAAAGGAACCCACCCCAUGGAGAGAUGCCUGAUGGAGGCAGCCAAUGGCUCCAAGGAUGGCUUGGAUUCCAACCGCAUGAAGCACUACAUGAUCCUGAGCAGUUCGCAAAAGAUAGCUGUCGCAGUGCUGUGCACACCUUUGGGCCUGCUAAGUGCCCUGGAGAACCUGGCUGUGCUCUACCUGAUCCUGUCCUCCCACCGGCUCCGCAGGAGGCCCUCAUACCUGUUCAUUGGCAGUUUGGCUGUGGCUGACUUCCUGGCCAGUGUGGUCUUUGCCUGCAGCUUUGUAAAUUUUCAUGUCUUCCAAGGUGUGGAUUCUGACGCUGUCUUCCUGCUGAAGAUCUGCAGCGUGACCAUGACCUUCACAGCCUCUGUAGGCAGCCUGCUGCUGACCGCCAUUGACCGCUACCUCUGUCUGCGCUACCCACCUAAAUACAAAGCCCUACUCACCCGUGGGAGGGCACUGGUGACCCUGGGCAUCAUGUGGGUCCUCUCAGCAUUGGUCUCCUACCUGCCCCUCAUGGGAUGGACUUGUUGUCCCAGUCCCUGCUCUGAGCUUUUCCCCCUGAUCCCCAAUGACUAUCUGCUGAGCUGGCUCCUGUUCAUUGCCUUCCUCUUCUCUGGUAUCAUCUACACCUAUGGGCAUGUCCUCUGGAAGGCUUAUCAGCAUGUAGCCAGCUUGGCCGAGCACCAGGACAGGCAGGUGCCAGGAAUGGCCCGGAUGAGGCUGGAUGUGAAGUUGGCUAAGACCCUGGGCAUGCUGCUGGCUGUGCUCUGCAUAUGCUGGUUUCCAGUACUGGCCCUCAUGGUCUACAGCCUGGUCACCACUCUAAGCGACCAGGUCAGGAAGGUCUUUGCCUUCUUCUCCAUGCUCUGCCUUGUUAAUUCCAUGGCCAACCCUGUCAUCUAUGCCCUUCGGAGUGGGGAGAUCCGCUCCUCUGCCUACCACUGCCUGGCCCGCUGGAGGAGGCACCUGAGGGGCCCUGGGCCCGAGGGAAAAGAAGAGGUCCCGAAGUCCUCAGUCACUGAGACAGAGGCUGAUGUGAAAAUCACCCAGUGACCAGAUUCCAGAGGUCUAUACUGCUCUGAUUGCUGAUGAGGCCUCUUUCACAGUUUUAAACAAGCAAAGUCAGAAGUCAUUUCACUCCCUAGAGAAAAGAGAGUGGUCUUGACCGUCCAAUCUUACCUGAACCAGCCUCAGGGGGCCUGGACACUUACCCCAUUUUGUUGAUGAGUGUUGGCACUGAACUCUGGAGCAUAGCCUGGCCAUGCCUCCCUGCACAGUUUGCGGGAUAGCUUGGAGUGGCCAGGUAGGCAGGAAGAAAGAGGCUGGGACAGGCUCAUAGCCUGUCAGGUUAGGACAACCUUCCCCACAAGAUGGCUUAGUGCCUGCAUCCUCCAGGGACCACAGGAGCCAGAUGGAGCCUUCAGCAACAGCACUGAGGGACUCAACAUCUGAGAAGGAGAAUGGAUUAUUCUCCUGGAAUCCAAGGGUAUCGGAUGGGAUAGCUGGCCAGCCCUUGUUCCUGCUUAAUUGCUGGGACCUCCCUGCUUCCGGAGCUAUGAGAGGCCCCACCUUCAGGUCACCCUUUCCCAUGGAGGACCAAGAACUAUGAUGAGAUGAGGCUCAAGGGUUUUGGUCUGCCUUUUUCUGAGGUAAUUGAUAACCAGCCCCCCUACCCCGCCAGCUCAGGAUACCUUGUUAUUAGGGCAGUGGCUCUCCCUGACACCCUGAUCAUCCCCACUCACUGCCACUGUGACCUCCUAGGUCCCUGGGGAAUAUAGAAGAGGCUGGGAUCACUUGAGACACAAAACCUUCAGAGAAUUUUACUGAUCCUAUGACAUCCUAUUUGGUGGCACCACAGGAAGCAAGCAAAGUGCCAGCCUAAGCCAACUCCAGAAAGGGGGGGAUAUACUUCACAAAUCUCCAAAUUCCUCCCAGGUGCCCCUCAAUUCAGCCCCACUGUCUUCUUCACACCCCUAUAAUGAAUAAUAAGCAGAGCGAGUGGGGAGAGGGAAACUCCCUUACCAUGUGCUAGGCACAAGGCUGACAGCCCAUAGCCCACAGUCCGCAGUCCACUAUCUCCAGCAAGAAUACAGCCCCACGCUUUUCCAGAUUCCAGGAAACAUCCACAUUUUACACAUCAGGGAGGCUGGAUUCCUACCAGAGGGACUUAAAACAGUAGACAAGAGAAAUUGGUGGUGGGGGGGAGGAUUGCAGAGGAAUUCUAAUGUUAUUAUUCAGGACACAGGCAGAAGAAAAAGAAAAAUAUUUAUUAGACAUGCCUUCAUUUAAUGACAAGGUAUCCACUGUUCAUUCAUUCAUCCACCCAUCUCACAAAUAUGUGUCAGGUUCUGUGAUGCAUCCCUGAUACCCAGCCAUAAACAAAACUACUGCUGUCUAAUGGGACAUACAUUCUACAUUACGGUGGGAAGAAAGCCAAUAAGUAAAUAAAGAAGAUAAUUACUGGUGGUACAAGUCAGGAGAUCGUCAGGGUCAUGGGGUAGGGACUGAGUGAGGCAGAGAGAAAACCCGCUGUGUCCUCUGGCCAUAAUGCCUGCUGGCUUUUACGGAGUCUUCACUAUGUGCCAGGCACUGGGCUAAGUGCUUUUCAAUGAGGUGAUUCACUUAGUCUUCACAAAAACCUGCUGAAGAGAGUCUUGGUAUCCUCAUUUUACAGAUAAGGAAACUUCUAAGAGGCAAAACCACUUGCCUGGGGCCAUACUGCUAAUACAACCAAAGCUGGGUUGCCAGUCCAGUUUUGUUGACUUCAAAGCCUGCCCUCUUCACCGCUAACCUGUUGGCCUUCUUCAGUCAAAUCAGGCUUGAUUAGGAGUGAUAUUAGGCUUCUGAAACAUUUGAUUCCUGCAACUUUUAACUCAUUAUUAUUUCUUGAUGUACUUCAUUUUAUGCUUUGUAUUAAUUUCCUGUAACAAUUUUCCACAAACUGAGAGGCUAAAAAAAAGCAUAAGUUUAUUCUUUCACAGUUCCAGAGGCUAGAAGUACAAAAUCAAGGCGCUGACAGGGCCAUGCUCCCUCCAAAGUUUCAAGGGGGGAAGAUCCUUUUUUGCCUCUUCCAGCUUCUGGUAGCUUCUGUGUUUGGCUUGUGGUAACAAAACUCCAAUCUCUGCCUCCAUCUUCACAUGGCCUUCCCCACCUUUGCUUAUUGGUGUCUUCUUUUAAGGACACCAGUCAUUGGAUUAAAGCACACCCUAAUCCAGUAUGACCUCACCUUACUGUAAUAAAUUACAUCUACAAUGACUAUUUCCUAGUAACUAAGGUAGCAUUCACAGGUUCUGAGCGGACAUGAAGUUUUGGAGGACACUAUUCAACCCAGCAGAGCCCCCAAGGACAAAGUCCCCGCCCCUAUUACAGCCCAUAUCAUGAACUGUGUUAGUGGCCGUCACUGGCCUGUCUUCCCCCAUGGAGUGAGCUCCAUGUUCACCUCCGGAUGCCAGGGUCCCAUGAGGACGCAGCAUACAGUCGUCUGGGGACCAGUCAAUAUCUGUGGACCUGAACUGCUUCUGAAAAGCUUUGAACUGCGUUUUGGAAAAUUGAAUUUUACUUUAACCCAGACACCUAUCUUUUUUGUCAGGAAAGAAAUGGCAUGAUUUUUUAAAGGUGAAUUUGGGGUUCUGUUGCCAGGCAGCUGCGUCUGGGGAGGUCUCUCCCUGCUCCCUAGGUGAAGCACUAGGAGAAACCUCACCUGGACGGGGUUCUUGACUCUGGACUAGAAAGAAUUUUCAAACAGGUCAGACAAAUACAGGUGAGGAAGGAAUUCAUUAAAGCAAGAGUAGGUAGUAGGGAGUGGCAGCUGCCCUCUAGGUGGCUGAGAACAGGGAGAUACAGAGGGAUGGAGGGCAAGUUUGUUGAAUUCCUUCUCGGCCUAGGGCAGAUUUCCUUGCCAAGUCCUAAAGCCAGGGUGACCCUGUGUCCUGUAUCCACUUGGAUCUGCACAGCAUGAUGACUGAGCCCCUACCACCCCAGGGUUUGGGGGAGCCGCGGGGCACAGGAUGGAGUGAGAUUAUGUUCUUUCUGAGAACUUCCCAAAGAAAGGAGAUUUUCAGGCAGGCUGCUAAAGGCAGAUCGUACAGCUGCAGUUCUGUCUGCGUCACCCAGGCCACGGGAACUUACAGGCCCAAAUCAGAGCUCUCAGCAGCUCCUCCAUAUUUAUCAGGAGUAAAACACAGACACAGUGAAGACUUGGAAAUAAAAUAAAAUGGCAAAGAGACAACAAAGGCACGCGCCACUGUGAGAGCAAAGAGACAACGCAGUAAGUUGAGCAGUGUGAAGGCUUUAUUUAGGAGUACACACUUCAAGGGGAGUGCGGGCAACCUUAGAGAUGAAGUGCACUGAAAGGCUGGGGAUUCUGUCUUUUAAGGCUUUCAAGAAUGGGGCAAAGGACAGAGGGGGGUUUGUUGGGCUUCG